Molecule: messenger RNA, 516 nt
Organism: Hydra vulgaris (swiftwater hydra)
Lineage: Eukaryota; Metazoa; Cnidaria; Hydrozoa; Anthoathecata; Hydridae
Source: RefSeq, a predicted model, not a curated record
AUGCCUCAACCUUUUGGUUUUAUUGAUGGAACUCAUAUUCCAAUACGAAGACCUUUAGAAUCUUCACAAGACUACUUUAAUUACAAAGGAUUUCACUCUAUAUCUGUUCAAGCAAAUUGUGACUCAAAAAGAAUGAUUUCAAACAGUAUACCUAUAACUUAUCGAGAAUUGCUGCCAGGCUUUUGCAAAGUUCCAUGCUAUGUAAUAGGUGAUCCAGGAUAUCCUCUUUCAACUUUCUGCUUAAAAGAGUAUUUGCACUGCCAAAAUAACAAUCAAGUAGUUUUCAAUACCUCGCUUAGAACUGCAAGAAAUCAAAAAGAAUGUGCUUUUGGUCGCCUUAAAGCACAAUGGAUAAAAUGUAUAACAGUAGACGAAGAAGUUUUCAUAAAUAAUAUUAAAGAAAAUAUUAACUCUGACAAAGUUGAUUAUAUUUAUUCUUGCAACACAGAUGAAGGAUCAUUAAUAAGAGAAGUAAUAACACAGUAUAUUUCUGGAUGCAACAAUAACUCAAUAUAA